AUGUUUCAAAUAAAAAACAUGACAACUCUCAUUGUAAUCACUGUGGUUGCAGUGUCACUACAAACCUCAGAAGCUGAAGAUUACACAGUAGGAGGAGAUACCAUAGGUUGGACUAGUUUUCCACCUCGUGGUUCAUCUUUCUAUUCCAAAUGGGCUGCAAAUUUUACAUUCAAACUUAACGACAAUCUAGUUUUCAACUAUGAAUCUGGAAGCCACAGUGUUGUUAUACUAAACAAACCAAACUAUGAAAAGUGUAAUGUAAAUGAUGAUAUUCAAACCUUUAACAAAGGACCAACCAAAAUAACCUUGGAUCGAACCGGUGAUUUCUACUUUACCUGUAGUUUAUCAGGUCAUUGCAGCAGUGGCCAAAAGCUAAGUAUUAAAGUCACAGACACUGCUUCUUCUGAUGUUCCACCGGCUGAAGCUCCACCAUCCCUAAGUUUUGGACCAGGUUCUACGGCUACUGCUAGUCCACCACAGAGCACAGCCUCAACAACACCUAUGGCUGCUACUUUUACUCUUCUCCUCAUUGCUAUUGCCUUCAAUUUCUUCUCUCAAUUUUAA
This is a messenger RNA of Vicia faba (fava bean), 564 nucleotides long. The record is from the annotation of a GenBank genome assembly. Lineage: Eukaryota; Viridiplantae; Streptophyta; Magnoliopsida; Fabales; Fabaceae.